Molecule: messenger RNA, 1257 nt
Organism: Arabis nemorensis
Lineage: Eukaryota; Viridiplantae; Streptophyta; Magnoliopsida; Brassicales; Brassicaceae
Source: the annotation of a GenBank genome assembly
AUGGCUUCCUCUUCUCUCCUCAGAUCUACCUCCGCCUCCACGGUUGCUGCUCCUCGCGCUGACUUUUUCUCGUCGCCGGCGAUUGAUCAUUCUAAGGUGUCGUCAAGUCUUGGAAUCAAUCGUAGCCUGAAAUCAUCAAGAUUUCGUGGUGCUGCAAUUGCUACUAGGCCAAGAAGUGUGCAACCCAUCAAGGCAACAGCUACCCAAGUGCCACCUGCAAUUCAAAGGUCAGGUAGCAGCGGAAAGACAAAAGUUGGGAUCAAUGGUUUUGGUCGGAUUGGAAGGUUGGUACUCCGCAUUGCAACAUCCAGGGAUGAUAUUGACGUUGUGGCAGUGAAUGACCCAUUCAUUGAUGCCAAGUACAUGGCUUACAUGCUGAAGUAUGAUUCUACUCAUGGGAAUUUCAAGGGAAUCAUCAACGUCAUUGAUGAUUCUACUUUGGAGAUCAAUGGGAAGACGGUCAAUCUUGUUAGCAAGAGAGAUCCAGCUGAGAUCCCAUGGGCUGAUCUUGGAGCUGAUUAUGUUGUUGAGUCUUCGGGUGUAUUCACCACCCUGGGAAAGGCUGCAUCUCAUUUGAAGGGUGGUGCAAAGAAAGUAAUAAUUUCUGCCCCUUCAGCUGAUGCACCAAUGUUUGUUGUUGGGGUAAAUGAGAAGACAUACCUACCAAACAUGGAUAUAGUCUCCAAUGCAAGUUGUACCACCAAUUGUCUUGCACCUCUUGCCAAGGUGGUGCAUGAGGAAUUUGGUAUUCUUGAAGGCUUGAUGACAACUGUCCACGCAACCACAGCUACUCAGAAAACUGUUGAUGGACCAUCAAGCAAGGACUGGAGAGGAGGCCGUGGUGCUAGUCAAAACAUCAUUCCUAGCUCAACUGGUGCUGCAAAGGCUGUAGGUAAAGUUCUUCCAGAACUGAAUGGGAAACUUACGGGAAUGGCCUUCCGUGUACCAACACCGAACGUUUCUGUAGUGGAUUUAACUUGUCGACUUGAGAAGGGUGCCUCUUACGAAGAUGUUAAAGCAGCCAUCAAGUUUGCUUCAGAAGGACCUCUUAGAGGUAUUCUCGGGUACACAGAUGAAGAUGUCGUCUCCAAUGAUUUCGUGGGUGAUUCAAGGUCAAGUAUCUUCGAUGCCAACGCCGGGAUUGGAUUGAGCAAGUCCUUUGUGAAACUUGUCUCUUGGUACGACAAUGAAUGGGGUUACAGCAACCGAGUGCUUGACCUUAUCGAGCACAUGGCUUUGGUAGCAGCCAGCCGCUAA